AUGCCAAUGCUCUCCGUCCAGCCCAAAGGGAAGCAGAAGGGCUGUGCAGGCUGUAACCGCAAGAUCAAGGACCGCUACCUGCUGAAAGCGCUCGACAAGUACUGGCACGAAGACUGCCUCAAGUGUGCCUGCUGUGAUUGCCGGCUGGGCGAGGUGGGCUCCACCCUCUACACCAAGGCUAACCUCAUCCUGUGCCGACGUGACUACUUGAGGCUUUUCGGCACUACUGGGAACUGUGCUGCCUGCAGCAAGCUGAUCCCAGCCUUUGAGAUGGUGAUGCGGGCCCGGGACAACGUGUAUCACCUCGACUGCUUUGCCUGCCAACUCUGCAACCAGAGAUUUUGUGUGGGAGACAAAUUCUUCCUGAAGAACAACAUGAUCUUGUGUCAGAUGGACUAUGAGGAGGGGCAGCUCAAUGGCACCUUUGAGUCCCAGGUUCAGUAA
Orycteropus afer afer is the source of this 444-nucleotide messenger RNA. RefSeq names its product LIM domain only 1 (gene LMO1). The record is from RefSeq and is a predicted model, not a curated record. The transcript is spliced from 3 exons. The coding region runs from base 1 to 444 and encodes 147 amino acids. Lineage: Eukaryota; Metazoa; Chordata; Mammalia; Tubulidentata; Orycteropodidae. Gene Ontology annotation, biological process: positive regulation of transcription by RNA polymerase II. Gene Ontology annotation, molecular function: transcription coactivator activity; DNA-binding transcription factor binding. Gene Ontology annotation, cellular component: nucleus.